CCACCCCCCUAACCCACCCAGCACCACCAAUGCCUGGCAGAGUUUCUGAGAGAUCCUAAAAAGUGCAGGCAGGCGAGCAAAGGGCGAACGAUCGGGGUCCUUUCUUCGCUUCUGCCUCACUCGCCUUCCUACCUUCCUCGCUCGCUCCUUUCGCUCUCUUUCCUUUCCUCCCCCUCCCUCUUUCCCCUCCCCUCUUUCCUCCCCCCUUCCUUUCCCUCUCUCCCCCACCCCACGCCACCCCGCCAUGGCAUUUUCCCAGCUGGGAUACCAGUAUAUCCGCCCGAUCUAUCCGUCGGAUCGCCAAGGGAACAGCAGCUCCCGAAACGGGGCAGACCUCAGCCCGACGGGGACUCUCUCCAACGUGCUGUCCUCCAUGUACGGAGCGCCUUACGCAGCAGCCGCGGCUGCCCAAGGAUACGGAGCGUUCCUACCCUACACCGCCGAGCUGCCCAUCUUCCCGCAGCUGGGAACCCAGUAUGAGCUGAAGGAGGGCCCUGGCAUCCAGCACCCCGGCUUCCCUCAUCACCACCCGGCUUUCUAUCCCUAUGGGCAGUACCAGUUUGGAGACCCGUCGAGGCCCAAGAACGCCACCCGUGAGAGCACCAGCACCCUAAAGGCCUGGCUGAACGAGCACCGGAAAAACCCGUACCCGACCAAAGGCGAGAAGAUCAUGCUGGCCAUCAUCACCAAGAUGACCCUCACUCAGGUCUCCACCUGGUUCGCCAACGCCCGGCGGCGCCUCAAGAAGGAGAACAAGAUGACCUGGGCCCCGCGGAGCCGCACCGACGAGGAGGGCAAUUCUUACGGCAGCGAGCACGACGAGGAGGAUGGGGAAGGCGACAAGCGGGACCCCGACGACGAGGAAAUCGACCUGGAGAACAUAGACACGGAGAAUAUGGAGAGCGGGCCCGGGGCCAAAGGGGGCCAGCUUCUCCUGGAAGGGGAGGACGAGGAGGGGGAGGAGGAGGAGGAGGACGACGACGACGACGACGAGGAACCUCCGGAGGAUUCGGUUCUCCUCCACUCUGACGCCAAAACCACGGACUCGGAGGGCUCCGACGGCUUCGACGACUUGCCAGGAGCCCAGGAGCGCUUCUUGAAGGCCAUGGAGGCCCGUCAGCGCGCCUCGUCGGGCCAGCUGCCUUCCCCAGCGGCUCUCCAGCAGCAGCAGCAGCGCCCCCCAUCUUCUCCCCCGACGGCUCCCAGCCCCGCUUCGCAACAGCAGCCGCAGCCUCCUAAGCCCAAGAUCUGGUCCUUAGCAGAGACAGCCACCAGCCCGGAUAACCCGUCACGGAAAUCUCCCCCCAGUGGUUGUUCCCCUCCUGCCGCAGCGGCCACCCCCCAGAGCCUCCAGCUGGUGGGAGCCCCGCCGCCGCCGCCCCCGACAGCCCCAGGACCCGCGCACAGACUGGUCGCCUCUUGUCCCCUGGGCAAAUUCUCCAACUGGUCCAGCCGGGCCUUCUCAGCCCAUCCCCACCACCAUCCCCACCACCACCAUCACCACCCGCUCACUUUACUGAACACUCCCCACCUCCUGGGACUCGGGGGGGGCAAUUCCAGCACGGCCCCCAACGCGGCUGCUCUCGCGGCUUUCUCCAGACCGGCGGAUCAAGCUCAGAGCGCGGAGGCCCCCGGAACAGAUCGAUCUAGUGCCUUGGAAGUAGAGAAAAAGUUAAUAAAGACAGCUUUCCAACCAGUUCAGAGGCGGCCUCAGAACCAACUUGAUGCAGCUCUGGUUCUAUCUGCGUUGUCAUCAUCAUAGCUAAUUUUUUUUAAUUAUUGUUCUAAUGAUUGUAAAAUAAAAAAAUCUCUGUAUAGUUACAACUUGUAAGCAUGUCCAUGUAUUAAAUGAUUUUUUUUUACAAAAACCAAGUUAAAAAAACUCUGCUUCUGUGCUAUCAUCUGGAUUAGCUGAACUCGUGAGGUUUUUUUGAAGUCCAGUGCAAAAUAGGCGUCUUCAUUUUUUUGUAUAUAUAGUAAAAAAAAAAUGUACAUAUGUGUGAACCAAAUUGUACAAGAAAGUAUAUAUUUUUGGCUAAUAAACUGUUGCCA
Rhineura floridana is the source of this 2052-nucleotide messenger RNA. RefSeq names its product iroquois homeobox 3 (gene IRX3). The coding region runs from base 245 to 1762 and encodes 505 amino acids. Gene Ontology annotation, molecular function: DNA-binding transcription factor activity, RNA polymerase II-specific; RNA polymerase II cis-regulatory region sequence-specific DNA binding. Gene Ontology annotation, biological process: neuron differentiation; regulation of transcription by RNA polymerase II; cell development. The record is from RefSeq and is a predicted model, not a curated record. NCBI's taxonomy places the organism in Eukaryota, Metazoa, Chordata, Lepidosauria, Squamata, Rhineuridae. Gene Ontology annotation, cellular component: nucleus. The transcript is spliced from 4 exons.